Messenger RNA from Fusarium verticillioides 7600, 495 nucleotides. RefSeq lists its product as hypothetical. The transcript has 2 exons. The record is from RefSeq and is a predicted model, not a curated record. Lineage: Eukaryota; Fungi; Ascomycota; Sordariomycetes; Hypocreales; Nectriaceae. Bases 1 to 495 code for a protein of 164 amino acids.
AUGGCCAGGCUAAAAUUCCUAGUUUCAAAUAAGCGACCUGCCCAAACACCUGUAUACACAUCCUUUACCAUCUCGUGGACCAACGAAGGCGAUAAUUUCAUCUUUCAAAAUGAGGAGGGCGCCAAAUUCUGGGAGCGAAUUGUUCGUCUAUGCAGCACGGCAUCGCCUCUGCAGAAGCGCAUCAAAACAGAGUUAGAGGGGAAAUUGUUUAAAGAGGUACUUGAAAUUUCUGACCAAGAGUGGUCGGAAACAUGGUGUAAUGCUGUUGCUGCGCCCAUUCCCCAGAAUACUCCUCAGAACGCGCCUCCUGUUAGUGGUAACCAACCUCCUAUUAGUACCAUGACCAUUCCAGAAGAGGGGACUAAGAUAAGGAGGAGUGUUGCUCGAUUCGGAUCUCGGUUUAGUAUACGGGUUCGAUUUCCGAAGUUUUCGAAGAAGAAAAAGAAGAAGGGACAGGAUGAAGAGGUAGCAAAGAAAGCUGCUCCUGUUGCUUGA